This is a messenger RNA of Linum tenue, 1127 nucleotides long. NCBI's taxonomy places the organism in Eukaryota, Viridiplantae, Streptophyta, Magnoliopsida, Malpighiales, Linaceae. The record is from the annotation of a GenBank genome assembly.
CUCCGCGUCCCUUACAGCUCUUUCUCUCUCCUUUCCUUCUUCGUCCUGCAAAUCGUGAGAGCUUUCGUCGCUCAAAGCCCUCGGAGAACAGAAUAAAAAACAUGGCUGCCCCUGCUGCUGGUGACGUCGCCGUCAAAUCUGGGACCGUCAAGGAUGUCUCUCCUCACGAGUUCGUCAAGGCUUACGCCGCCCACCCCAAGCGAUCUGACAAGACUCUGGCUGCUGAGAUCCUAGAUGAAUCUGCUACUUCAGAGGCUUCAAAUUUUGAGCCUCAAAUUGAGCUGCCCCCAUGGAUCGAUAUUGUGAAGACUGGUAAACUGAAGGAACUUGCCCCUUAUGAUUCCGACUGGAUCUACGGAGGAAGCAAGAGGAAUGGAAGCCGUCCCCCUCAUUUCUGCAAGAGCAGCGGUGCUAUUGCUCGCCACAUUCUUCACCAGCUGCAGUUGAAUAACAUUGUUGAACUCGAACCCUCUGGUGGGACGAAGAUCACUUCGAAUGGCCAGAGGGAUCUCGACCAAGUCGCUGGGCGGAUUAUGGUUGCCCAUUGAAUGCUUUGAGCUGGAUAAGUAAAUCAGAUGUAGCGAUUUCUGUGAACUGAAAUUUUGGUUUGUGGAAAUAGAGGGUUUUCUGGGGGAGAACAACGUUUCAAGGUAGGGUUUGUGAGAUCAAAUAGGACUAGUGUUUCGAUUUUGGUGGGUUUCUCAUAGAGGUAACUUCGAAAAACUCAAAAAGAAAUAGCCAUAUAGGAUCUAGGGGAGUUUUAUCCUUCGGAUCUGAAUCGCUGAAGUAUAUAUAUGAACCCUGGAUGAGUUGGCUAGAGACUUUUUCACUUAGUUACAUGCUUCAGAUUCGAGGUUUCGCAAGUGUGUGAGCCCUUUCACCCGUGUCGGGGGACUUAAAUGGAGCAUGAAAUCAUGAGCUCCCCAGCGUGCUUGUUGAAGAGUGAGCCCUUAAUUGUCUCAUAAGCAAGGCUUGGUGAACAAAACCCUCCUGGAGCUCUCAAGUUAUGGGAGAAGCUCGGACCACUUUCCUGAUGAAAAAUGACUUUGUGGCUCGGUUAAGGGAACGCCAAUAGUAUCAUAGCGAAUUUGAGUCAAUAUAAGGCAAUUGUCACUCCUUAACGAAGA